UCUAGAAAUCAAUCCAAAGGGUGCGCAGUAGAUCCUAUAUCGGAGGGGCUAUAUAUUUAUAUACAUAUAUGUAUAUAUACAGUAAUCCGGGCCAAUGAAGGACCAGCUAACUCGCCCCAGAUCCAGAGACCAGAGUCCAGAUCUAGCAAAGCGAUCCUUCAGCCAAUAACGAUGACUCAGAACACGUUCCAGCAAAAUCAAAGACACGAAAAAGUUUCUUAAAUGAUUUCGGGAUGACUCGAACCUAAACGGGGUAAUUCAUGAUGAAAUGAAACGUCACCUUAGAAAGAUAUGUCAAGGGAGAAUAUGAACUGCCGCGUCUUCUGUUUAUUUAAAGGAUGCUAGAGCAUUAUUCUGGAUUCAAAUUAUUUGUUGUUAAGGGGUUAAUCUGGAUAUAGAGUUCUGGAUACGAAGUAGGACCACCCAAAGAUUAACCUUGACCUAGAUCCAGAAAUAUAAAAAAAAGGGAAUCUGAAGCCGGAUCGUAUUGCAAAUGCCCGGACUGGGCUGUUUUAACUGUUAUACAGACCUGGAUGUAUAUCGCAAACGUCGAGGGUGCAGUUUAUACAGAGACCCCCUAAUGUAUAGUCGGGUGUAAAAAGAAAGUCCCAAUUGCCAACCCGGAUUACUGUGACCAAGGAGAAGUUCGGAAUUACCACCAUGCCAGAUUCGACUCCCUUGUCACUUUUCUUGGAAGUUACUACGGAGAACCCACUGGGUUCGCCAUCCCCCAGCUUCAUCUCCAGGGUGCAGAAGUGCAGACAAGGCGUUAAUACCCUAGAGGAGAGUUUAGAAAAUGAUCUUCAGGUUCUGAGCAAGAUCCGGAAAAGUGUACGAUCCAUAUAUACUUCGGGGCUUUCUCACAUUGAUGCUCAGGAGGGGUAUAUGGAAGGCCUACAGUCUUUGGGUAGUAAUCAGCUUUCCUCCAACAACCAUGAACUAUCUACAGGCUUCCUUAACCUAUCUGUGCUCUCACGGGAGUUAAGUUCACUCUUCGGCAGAAUGAUACACAAUCUGAACAGCAUUCUGUCCUUCCCACUGGAUUCAUUAGUACGUGGGGAUUUAAGAGAUGGCCGAUCUGAAUUGAGGAAACAGACAGACAGAGGCUGGAAGGAGUACGAGAUAAAAGCGCUGAAGAAGACACGUUCAGGAGGGCCUCGCGCAGAUACAGAAACUGCUGAGGAAACCGACAGAGAACGGAAAGUGUUCCAGCUGCACUUGUGUGAGUAUCUUCUCAAAUUGGGCGAAACACAGGUGAAGCAGGGUCCUGAGUUCCUGAAAUGUCUGAUCAACUACUUCUAUGCCCAACGCAAUUUUUUUCAGGACGGAUUAAAUGCUGUACAGAGUCUCCUGCCAUUCAUAGAGAAAUUGUCAACAUCUCUCCAUACUAUUCACCAGACGCAGGAUGAGGAAUUAAAACAACUUUCAGAACUUCGAGAUAACCUCCAGAAACAGCUUCAGAUGGACAGUAAAGAGGAUGGGCUAAACAGGAAGGAUUCUGGCACUGGUUAUAGCUUGCACCAACACCAAGGUGACAAGCAGCAUGGUACGGAGAAAUCUGGGUUUUUAUACAAGAAGAGCGAAGGUAUUCGAAAGGUCUGGCAGAAAAGAAAAUGCGGAGUGAAAUAUGGAUACCUCACUAUAUCGCAUAGCACGAUCAACCGUCCUCCUGUUAAAAUCAAAUUACUUACAUGUCAAGUGCGGCCAAAUGCUGAGGACAAAAGGAGUUUUGACCUAAUCACACAUAACAGAACAUAUCACUUCCAGGCAGAGGAUGAAUUUGAAGCUGUGGUAUGGGUGUCUGUACUGCAGAAUAGUAAAGAUGAGUCCCUGAAUGCAGCAUUUGGGUGCGAUGGAGGUUCUAAUGAUGGUGCCCACCAGCUAACAAAGCAGAUCAUUAAUGAGAUUAGGUCCAUACCUGGAAAUCAAGUGUGCUGCGAUUGUGGAGCCCCGGAGCCCUCCUGGGUGUCUACAAAUUUAGGGAUUCUGAUCUGCAUUGAAUGCUCUGGGAUCCAUCGGGAUCUGGGUGUGCGACACUCCCGCGUCCAGUCAUUAACACUUGACCUGCUAAGUACCUCAGAACUCCUGCUUGCAGUUACUAUUGGAAACACCAAACUGAAUGAAGUCCUUGAGGCAUCUUUACCGAAUCCAAAUCCUAAACCUACUCCAACCAGUGACAUGUUCUCCAGGAAGGACUAUAUCACAGCUAAAUAUGUAGAGCGUAGCUUUGUUGCACGCGAGAGAAACAGUGUUCUCCAUGGAGUUCGUGAUGCGAUUCAGAGGCAAGAUCUGAUGGCUCUGCUACAUAGCAUGGCAAACGGUGCAGACCUAAGCAAACCAGUGCCCUUCCAUGAUAACCAGGAUUUUUGCGAGACUCCGCUACACCUUGCUGUACGGUUGUGCGAAAGGACAUCUCUCCCUCUGGUGGAUUUUAUUAUUCAAAAUGGGGGAAUUCUGGACAGAUCAACAACAGAUGGGCACACAGCUCUGCAUUAUGCUGUCAGAUACAACAAACCAGAUUGUGUACGGCUUCUUCUCAGAGCAAAGGCAUCUGUGACUGCAGUUAAUGGCGAUGGGUUAACCCCUUUGAUGCUGGCACAUAGUUUGAAGCACGCAGAAUGUGAGGCAUUGUUGGAGAGAGCAGUUUGUGGCACUUUUAAUUGUGAACUGGAUUUUGACUGGUUCCACCAAGAGGAGGAGGAAAGCAACAGUGAAGAUGAGGAUGGAGAGAAGCUGAACCCACUCUCAUCCUCCCAGAAUUUUAUGCUGCCCUCUCCUGUAAGGUUUCACCAUAAACAAGGAUCUACUGGGUUGGACAUCACCAACCGAACUUAUGAAACCAUUGUUGUGCCAUCAAGACCACCAGCUCCACAAAGAUCCUUUAGUGAGGGGCUCCCACCUCCACUACCUGCCAAAACACAUACACGCAAGCUUUUCCAUCAAACCUCUGUUAACGUGAGCCGUCCAGUUAGCGCUGUGUGCUACCCUUCCGUUGCAGAUGAAUGGGAUGGUGUUCCUGAAGCUGGGCUACAGCGUCGAGCAUCCGAACCCCCUCGUUAUACCACAGAACCAGCUCCUUCUCCUUCAAGGCAUAGCUUGGAGGGUGUGAAGUCCUACAGGAGGCUUAGGGGUGCCCCAGUGAGCCCCCCACACCUGGAGACCAACUAUCAAGCAAAGCCAACACUCCUUGGACCUGCUCCACCAAUGCCAUCUGCUCUGGAGAAUCUUACAGGGGGAGUACACCGGAGCAGGAACAUCCAGGAUGAAAAUCACCAACAUUUACCUAAUACUCAUUGAGCCCUCUCCAUGCAAGAAAAGAUAUGCCAAGUGUGAAAUGAAAAUUGCGCAUGUGCUUUUUUGGGUAUAUUUUCUCAUGCUUCCGAGGUCAUCAGAGUUGGCGAGAGGAAUUUUGACAUCUGCUACAUUUACUGAAUACCAAAUUGAAAACAUACCUGGUUUAAGUCUGGAGCAUGUUGUAAGAAUGGCCACAUUGAUGGCACCCAUGUACAUCUGUGAUCAAAGAGCCUUCUGUUAAGUUGAA
This is a messenger RNA of Spea bombifrons (plains spadefoot toad), 3541 nucleotides long. Its product is annotated as arf-GAP with SH3 domain, ANK repeat and PH domain-containing protein 3-like. NCBI's taxonomy places the organism in Eukaryota, Metazoa, Chordata, Amphibia, Anura, Pelobatidae. The transcript has 25 exons. Gene Ontology annotation, molecular function: GTPase activator activity; protein binding. The coding region runs from base 661 to 3297 and encodes 878 amino acids. Gene Ontology annotation, biological process: positive regulation of GTPase activity. Gene Ontology annotation, cellular component: cytoplasm. The record is from RefSeq and is a predicted model, not a curated record.